AUGCAGAAUAAUGACAUUUCCCUACCAGGAAUAACAACGUCUAAUUUUUUGCGUCAAAGAAGAUUUAAGGACCUCUACUUUCCAGCUCACGAUAAUGGCACUGAUGAGAAUUUUGUCCCCUUUGGCCAUAAUGAUCAAACUAUUAUUCAGUAUGUCAACCUCUCCCCCUCUUGCAUAGAACUAAUUGACAACUUCAGAACACAUUGUGAUAUACACAUAAUUGGUUUAAUAACAGCUGUGCUUAAUACUGCCAAACUGGAUUCUGCCCAUAUAAACACUAUAAACAGCAGAGCAAAUCUGGCUAUCUCACUAUCUAAACAACAAAAAGAAUUCAAUAAAUUGCUUAACGAUUGCAGAUCGGAUGCUAGUCUUGCUAAGCAAUUAUACCAGCUAAUCUAUUCAAUAUCGCUGCUCCUUAAGGUUAAACAUGUUAACUCUUUCUUGCAAAAGAUCUCUAUAAAAUCAGCUCUUAGAUCUGAUUCUAACAAGGAAGAGGUUGGGGAAUGGGUGAAGUUUGUUGGGAAAAUUGCAAUGAUCUCUCCUUCAACAAUCACCACUAAUUCAGGUCUACUCAAUAUAUUUUUAACAAAAUUACCUAAUGUUUUCUCGUCAUUCCAGUUGGUAUCCCUUCUAACGGAUAUCCUGUUCAAUACUGAAUCCAUGAGCAGUUCAUGUGCCUUUAUAUGUAAGACAAUUUUGAAGAAUUUGGACAACACUUACACGUUUGAAGAUGAAAUUGAGAUACUUAAUCGUUGCAAAUUUAAUACUAUUGACCAGCAUAAGAUUUACAAGACAAUUUAUGUACUAUAUAAGGGGUUACUUGCAUAUAGUGACAAUUUGACUGAUUCUAUCAAUGUGUCUUCUAUAUUACACCAAUCAGUGCUGAUAUAUACCUUAAAUCAGUUAAUGGAUGACGACUUUUAUGCACUUUGCAACAAAUUUUUUGCCACUGUAACCGUAUCAAAAGGCAUAGGCUGGAUUUUGUUUUGCCACCUAAUAGAUCAUAUUCUUUGUUCAAAUAACAGACCAAAUAAUAUUCUUGAUAAACAGUUUUUUACACUACUGGGAAAGUAUCCCUUCUCCCAUUGCUUACUUUCUCCAUAUAAAAGCAGCAAACUCGCCACCUUAAAGGCAAUAAAGGCCAUACUAAAACGUUACGGCAAUUGUAAAUUGAUUCCAGACAUCAAAACUCUAAUUAACUCUAAAAACUCAAUCGCCACCACUGAACGUAGCAAAAGCGACGAUGAAUUCAUAACCAAUGUUAAACUGGAAAGUAGCUCCAGAGAUGAACUGUGUGAUAUUACCUACACAAAUCUAUUUGGCUGUGAAAUUAGCAACAAAAGUAUGCUAAUAGAAUGGUUUGAGACGCUAGAAUUGUAUGCGAUAAAUGGGGCGGCGGAUCAGAUUGAUUUCGUAAAGAUAACAUCCACAAAUUUAAUCAAUGGUCUGGAGAUUGCCCACUCUAAAUGUCUGUUCGUUUUCUACCUAUCUGAACUGGGCUUCACCGUCAACUUUGAUGAUUUGAGCGUUGUUGCUCCUGAUGAUUUUUUUAGGGGCGAUCCCACUCUUGGCCAUUUAGUAGUGCAAAUAGUGGAAAGGUACUGGUUUGAUGACUUUGCCAAUAAGACAUAUCAGUAUAUACUAUCUUACAUACUAUUUGCUUCUGGAUUAAUUGAUCUGUCUACAUGUUCCGAUUGGCUCAAAACUUUACAUUCCUUUUACACAACGUAUAACAUUGAUCAAGUUGGUAGAAUAUAUAUACUCUCCGAUUUAUUCUUUCUAGGAGCUACCAGGCCAUUAGAAUCUAUUGUAGGCGUAGAAUUUGACUCAGACAAGUCAGAUAAAGUGCUUACUGGUUUUCAGUGCAAGCAAUGUACUGUUCCAACCGAGCCUACAAAUGUUUCUCUGCUAGAACAAUUGGGCAUUCGUAUUCUAUGGCAUUUAUUGAGUUCACACAAUUUAUCUUGUAAUUGUAAUAUUUCUGCACAUCAUAUAUGUGUUCAUGAGUAUAACUAUUCAUCUAUUCGAUGUCCAAACUGUGGGAGCUACUCCAAUUUAUUGGCGUUGGGCAAUAGAUUUAAUCUCACACUUUUGAAAUCUCGCAAUUAUGGCAUUAUACUGUUGGUAUAUGUUAUGGGUUUGGAUAUACGAUUUGGAAUGGCAGCACAUGAGUUAUGGAACAAUAUAUGCCAAUCUCUAGCUAAGCCACGAAAUUAUGGGGAUUAUGAGGGUUUUCACUGUGACUUGGCAACCCAUGAUAACAAGACAAGUAUUCACACAACAAAUUCAUUCAAUACAAUUACAGAUAAAGUAUCAAUUAGAAUACCCACCAGUACAGUUGGAUUAUUACACAAAAUAGCUGACGUGGAUAUCUUCAACAUGGAUUCUAACAAAAUGUCCACACUUAGGAAUAUAUAUUCUACUGAUGAAUGGAACACUUUACUAGAAUUUGCCACAGCACACUACACCUGCGACAAAUCAAAGGAUAUAGAUACGAUAUUAUGCAAAGUUAUCUUAUUGUCUAGUUUGACUUAUUUACCAAAUAAGGUUUACAGUGACGUAUGGAGUGAAUGGCCUGCUUGGCCAUUACACCUGCCAAACAUACCAGGAUUGGUGGAUAUACGAUCAGAUUGGCUAUCAUUGGACAAGACUAAGCUCAAUUCAACGCUGGAAAAUCUUUAUUUACAAAGUGAGAAGUAUGCUGAAUUGUGUAUAUAUGACCUAAAUGUCCUGGUGCCUUGGUAUGUAGGGAAGUUGUAUUGGGCCAGAGUGAUAAAUUUCACUCAGGAUUAUCAAGUAGAUAAUUUAGAUUACAUAACGUCCAGGUUCAGCUUAUCGCCUCUAGGGUCUAGUAAUUGGUACUAUAAAUUUGCCUUGGACCCCCUAAAAAUUUUACUAGCAUCUACUAGCACAAAUACUAGGUUUAGCAAUUUGGCAUUGCAGGGUAUAUCAAUAUAUUACGAAUUGUUGAAGAAGCAAUAUGAAUUGAGGAGUCAAGCAUUUGUUGGCCAUUCACAAUUGCUAUUGUUGCUAGAUUACCUAUUUAGACUGCUGAAUUCUGGCACAAAAAUUAAUUCAUUAUACACAAUCUACUUGUGUGAAGCAUUGCCCAAAGUGAUUCAUGGAACUGACAUUUUAUUUCCUACCAUCACUACACUUUUAUUGUCUAAAAGGACGCCGGAUUUUGAUACCCCUUCAUUUUUUUAUCCCUUAUGGUAUCAGCCUAAAGCAAUGAAGCAGGCUAGAUUUUUUUUUUUAAAGGUGCUGUCGUGGGCCUUGAAUGGUACUGAUAGGGACGUUGUAAAGUGUAUUGUAUCAAAACUACAUAUAGUACAAUUACUUCAUUCGUUUUCCAUAGCGUACGAUCACCUAGACCCCCAAAUACACCAAUUAAUUAACACUAUUGUCACUAGAUCGUACUAA
This is a messenger RNA of Babesia microti strain RI, 3423 nucleotides long. RefSeq lists its product as hypothetical. Lineage: Eukaryota; Apicomplexa; Aconoidasida; Piroplasmida; Babesiidae. The transcript has 2 exons. The record is from RefSeq and is a predicted model, not a curated record. The coding region runs from base 1 to 3423 and encodes 1140 amino acids.